This is a messenger RNA of Hipposideros armiger (great roundleaf bat), 438 nucleotides long. It is a transcript of the gene NDUFS4, whose product is annotated as NADH:ubiquinone oxidoreductase subunit S4. The record is from RefSeq and is a predicted model, not a curated record. The transcript has 3 exons. Lineage: Eukaryota; Metazoa; Chordata; Mammalia; Chiroptera; Hipposideridae. Bases 45 to 362 code for a protein of 105 amino acids.
UUUGUCCCUUGCGGUGAUCCGUCCUGGUGUUUGCCCACGGCAAGAUGGCGGCGGUCUCAAUGUCAGUGGCGCUGAAGCAAGCGUUGUGGGGGAGAAGGGCAGCGUCUGUAGCUGCCAUUUCCGUUUCCAGGGUUCCGACAAGGUUGUUGAGUGCUUCCACAUGGAGGUUGGCACAGGACCAAACUCGAGACAAGCAACUCAUAACAGUUGAUGAAAAAUUGGAUGGAGCUAUGACGUUGAAAAGAGGAAGGUUCCAAAACCCAAGUCCAAGUCUUAUGGCGCUAACUUUUCUUGGAAUAAAAGAACAAGAGUAUCUACAAAAUAGAUUGGCACUGACUGUAUCUCUGUGCUUGACUGAAUAAAGUCAGCUGUGCAGUAUUUAUAGUCCAUGUAUAAUACAUGUCUUAAUCUCCUAAUAAAUAUGACCUUUAAACUACA